ACCUGAUCCAAUAUGUUGUAGAUUGAUAAUCAUUCAAGGAUUUUUUAAUUUGUUUGCCUUUGAUGGAGUGGAUUUCUUGGACUCCUCUUGCUACUAGUGCAAGACAAAUUCCAAAUGACCCCAGCAUACACCAGUAUUGCCAUGAAUAGACAAUAUGAGAAGCAUCAUGAGGCUCCCACACACCAUCUCUCGUCCAAAUCAACGCAAGAGGCACCGCUGUGGUUUCAUGGUCUACUUGCGAGGGAAGCUGCCGAAGAUUUGUUGCUUAAGUCACCGAAUUCCAAGCCUGGUCUUUACUUAGUUCGGCAAAGCAGCAAUCGUGGAGGCCGUUUUGUGAUAUCAGUCUGUACAGGAGAACAUGUGAAUCAUUAUCUAAUAGAGACUUUGGAAUCAAUGUUUUAUGUGAAAAGGGACAGUAGUCAAGACCGGGGACAGGAUAUUCAAGCCAGGGACUUAAAUCAUUUACUUAAUUGUUAUACACUCAAUCCUUUGGACUCAUCAGGAUUAAAACUUGGGGAGUCUUUAAAGAGAACAACACCGGUUAAAACUAGUGUGUCACUUACUGCCAAAUCGGACUCUAAAAAGAACCAUAACUAUAUACCACUGUAUGCUGAUGAACGUGAAGUUGUUACAAUCCAAGACUUUGAAACGGACGAUUUACAAAUGUUACCUUUUGGUAAAGGUGAAAUAUUGACAUUGCUUCAUAAGGAAUCAAACCGUUGGUGGUAUGCAUAUAAUGAGAAACGGCAAAUGGGGUUCAUCCCAGCUGCUUUUGUUCGAAAAUUAUCGGAAUCCGAAAGGGGUAAAAUGGGAUAUGCCAAUCCCUUAUACACAGACAGUGACGAAAAGGUUGCUCCGAUUACGGAGGCUUUCCGGAGGCUCAGCUUAGAGAGCAGUUUUCAUGUUAGUCCUGAAAAGGGUCACAUCCUCACUCCUUCAACGGCAAGUGAUUUGGAUUUGACAGCAGAGGAACUGCAGUUGGAAUUUUACCGUGAAAAGUUUGCCAAGGACGAUAUUUAUGUGUCUUCUGACUACAUUACUAGUUUUCUCAGGGCUACAGAACAUAUAAAACUUGCCAAAAUGCAGAGGUCGCACGAGAGGAAAGUAGCCAACCAGAAUGCGGGAGCAUCUCCAUUGUUAUCGAGACACACGCAAUCAUCACACCAUGAAAAAUCAACACCUCCAUCAAUACGUAGGGACUUGAAACCACGUAUUCAUAAACCGCUGCCACCAACACCAGAAGACAGUCCUGUUCGGACGCGGAAACCACUCCCAGUGCAACCAGUUGACUCUUAUGCAAAUAACGAUGGGAUAGAGACGGAAGGUGGAUAUUCAUUUUUGGCCGAGUGCUCGUCUGGUUCAACGAAUUAAUCCCACAAAAAAUACUAGAGACUAAUUACAAAAUUAAGGAGCAUAAUUAUGACAUCAUAUUUGGUUAUUAUCGGGCAUACCAUUACAAUCAUAGGAGUGAACAGUUCCCGUCUGAAAAAAAUAAUAAUUUCAUUUCUCAACAA
Messenger RNA from Saccoglossus kowalevskii, 1514 nucleotides. RefSeq lists its product as uncharacterized. Gene Ontology annotation, molecular function: signaling adaptor activity; receptor tyrosine kinase binding. The record is from RefSeq and is a predicted model, not a curated record. NCBI's taxonomy places the organism in Eukaryota, Metazoa, Hemichordata, Enteropneusta, Harrimaniidae. Gene Ontology annotation, cellular component: cytoplasm. Gene Ontology annotation, biological process: cell migration; enzyme-linked receptor protein signaling pathway.